Molecule: messenger RNA, 1202 nt
Organism: Camellia sinensis
Lineage: Eukaryota; Viridiplantae; Streptophyta; Magnoliopsida; Ericales; Theaceae
Source: RefSeq, a predicted model, not a curated record
UUGUAGAGUUGAGAAGCAGAGGAAGAAGAAAGAUGACUGAUUUUCAGAUGUCCAAAGUUAGACUUGGAACUCACGGGCUUGAGGUUUCAAAAUUGGGUUACGGCUGUAUGGGGCUUACUAGUAUGUACAAUUCUCUCGUCCCUGAAGAAGAUGGCAUUGCAAUAAUCAAGUAUGCAUUCAGUAAAGGAAUCACGUUCUUUGAUACAUCCGAAAUUUAUGGGGCUAACAACGCUAAUGAAAUAUUAGUGGGAAAGGCAUUAAAGCAGUUGCCUCGAGAAAAGAUCCAGUUAGCUACAAAAUUUGGAAUAGUCAAACUUGACCGUACUCAAGUUGUGGUGAAUGGUAGUGUUCAAUAUGUGCGCUCCUGUUGUGAGGCUAGCCUGAAGCGCCUUGGUGUGGACUACAUUGAUCUCUACUAUGUACAUCGGAUUGACACAUCAGUCCCUAUAGAGGAGACUAUGGGGGAACUUAAGAAAUUGGCGGAAGAGGGUAAAAUCAAAUACAUUGGUUUAUCAGAAGCAAGCUUACACACAAUAAGGAGGGCACAUGCUGUUCAUCCUAUAACUGCUUUACAAAUGGAGUAUUCCCUUUUGACUCGUGACAUUGAAGAAGAAAUAAUCCCAAUUUGCAGGGAACUUGGAAUUGCAAUAGUUCCAUAUUCCCCCACUGCUCAUGGGUUUUUUGGUGGCAAGGCAGUUGUGGAGACCGUCCCUACAAAUAGCUUCAUGCAAUCACAUCCUAGGUUUGCCGGGCAGAAUUUAGAGCACAACAUGAUAUUUUAUCUUCGAAUAAAAGAGUUGGCUAAGAAGCAUAGUUGCACCCCUGUUCAACUCGCACUUGCAUGGAUUCUUCAUCAAAGGGAUGAUAUGGUACCUAUACCUGGAACAACUAAGAUUAAAAACCUUGAUGAGAACAUUGGCGCCGUAAGAGUGAAGCUUACAGAAGAUGAUUUAAAAGAGAUUUCUGAUGCAGUGCCGAUCUUUGAUGUAGCAGGGUCUAGAAUGUUUGAAAAAGAUCAUCACACCACGUAUCAGUUUGCAGACACACCACUGCCAAAGAAUUCGAAGUGAUUAGCUUUAUAUUUUUCAAUUUUGUAUUUCAUCUUUGCAGUUUGUUGUGGCUUUGCUACGUUGUCUUAAUAAGAUUGUAAUGCUAGUGCAUCUUUUUUGCUAAGCAUUUUCAUAAUGUGAGGUGAAUGAGAU